Messenger RNA from Sinocyclocheilus grahami, 1254 nucleotides. RefSeq names its product transmembrane prolyl 4-hydroxylase-like. NCBI's taxonomy places the organism in Eukaryota, Metazoa, Chordata, Actinopteri, Cypriniformes, Cyprinidae. The transcript is spliced from 6 exons. The record is from RefSeq and is a predicted model, not a curated record. Gene Ontology annotation, molecular function: calcium ion binding. Bases 313 to 1254 code for a protein of 313 amino acids.
CGCUACCGUGGGACAUGAAUAGUGUGUUGGAGAUGCAGCAGGAAUGGCGUCCCUCGAAAGUCCGGUCAGCUGCACGUUCACUUCAAGAUGCACAACUAAGGAAGCUGACAGAUACAUUCUAAGCUGACUCUACAAGACACUCACAACAGGGAUUUGGAAGAGAAUGAAUUUCAAGAUGAUGCUUCGCCGCUCGCAGGACACUAGAAGCUGCGCAGUUGCUAUAAUCACGCGUCUCGAUGUAAACAAGAGAGUGAAUGUUGACAACUGAAGUGCUGAGUAAGCUAGAGAGCGUCAUGCUGCCGUAAGCCGGAGAUGGAACCCCUGGACAAUAUUGAGGAGGAUGACACCGCAUCAUCAUCAUCAUCUUCAUCUUCAUCACCGCGAUCUCUGCCCCGUCUUCGCGUGUCUCUGCAGAAAAGCAGCGUGUGUUCUCGCUCAUACUUCAUGGUGGUGAUGGUUUUUUUCCACGUUUAUAUUAUCAAUGUCAUUGCACUUCUGCUCUAUGUUCAUUAUAAUAACGGCUCUAACGCGAUAACGGCAACCCGGGAUUUUACAAGCAGAGACAGCAGUCAUAAAGUUACUGGACCAUCAGAUCCCCAGACCCUUGCAGACUCGGGCUUCCCUCGAAACAUGUAUCUCCCUCGCAUUGAAGGAAUACGGGUGGGCCAUGUCCAAAAAGUGUCACUGAUGCCAGGGAAAGUCCAUGAAAUGAAGACACUCAGUCUAAAGCCCCUUCUGUUUGAGAUCCCUGAGUUUCUGUCAGAGGAGGAGUGUGGCGUAGUUGUGCGUCUGGCUCAGCUGAAGGGUUUGAUGGAGAGUCAGGUCAUGGUCCCUGAAGGUCAAGAGGAACUUAAUCAGCAGCUCAACCUCAGUCCAGAAGAAAUCUUCAAUUUUCUGGACCUCAACCAAGAUGGCCAGCUGCAACCACAUGAGAUAUUGACACACUCUCGAGUGAGAGAUGGAAUCUGGUUAACUUCUGAGAACCUUAAGGAAAUCUAUGAUGGCUUAAAGGUUGAUCAGGAUGGAAAUGGUCUCUUGAGUUUAGAGGAGUUCAGGCAUCUGAAAAGUGAUGCCUUUCAGCGUUUUCUGCUACAGCGUGGGGUGGAGAGGAGCCAGCUGGUGAGGAACAGCAGACACACCUGGCUCUACCAGGGACAGGGAGCACAUCAGGUUCUUCAAGACCUCCGCAAGAGGUGUCCACCACUCACCUUAUCUGCUCUCCUAUUCACAUGUGCUGAUAUACAGCUUUUCUAA